UAUUGGCCAUCCUGGGAAGAAAAAAAAAACAGAAACCUCAUGCGGUCGUCAGAUUGCAAAACAAAACACACCUCAAGCUGGUUAUAUCAGAUGCACAUAAUACACGACAAUGCCUGCCGAGAGUGAGCUAGUCAGUGUUAGCAAUAUUGUGAAGUUGUCGCUUUGUAACAGCUAGAUUAUCAGACGAAAUUGCGAAGCUAUGGAAACUGUACAAUAUUGAGAGCCCCUGCCCUCUGAUCCCACCUCUCCUAUGCCAAAUCCCACCUCUGACUCCACCUCUCCCGUCCACGGCACUGUCCUCCCAGACUCCACCCCUCCGAUGUACAGCCCUUCCCCUGACUCCGCCUCUCCUAUCCACAGCCCCUCUUCUCUACAGGCCGCAAUAUGAGCAGCCAGCGUGUGGAUGCCAAGGUAGUGCUGCUUGGUAAGGAGUAUGUGGGGAAGACCAGCCUGGUGGAGAGAUAUGUGCACAAACGCUUCCAUGGUGGGCCGUAUCAGAAUACAAUUGGUGCAGCAUUUGUUGCCAAGCCCAUCCAGGUGGGAGACAAAGUACUGACCUUGGGAAUCUGGGAUACAGCUGGAGCGGAGCGCUAUGAAGCCAUGAGCAGGAUUUACUACAGGGGAGCGUGUGCAGCCAUCGUGUGCUACGAUCUGACCGACAGCAGCAGCUUUGUGCGACUGAAGUUCUGGGUCAAGGAGCUACAGAACUGUGAACAGAAAUGUAAGAUUUACCUGUGUGGCACAAAGAGUGACCUCAUCGAGGCCGACCGCAGCAUAAGGCAGGUGGACUACCACGAUGCCCAGGACUACGCGGAGGAAGUGAAGGCGGAGAUAUUCGAGACCUCCAGUAAGACAGGCCGGAAUGUCGAUGAGCUUUUCCAGAAGGUAGCAGAGGACUUCCACAACAGCACAGCCUUCCAGGUUAUGACAGGAACCACAAUCCUUUUACACAAGGAGAGGGAGAUGGACCAGCGUCAGCGGAAAAGCUGCUGCCACCACUGAGAAUAACUGAGACUACCGGGACCCUGAGCACCCCACAUGAGAGAGGGACCCCCACAUCCUGCGUCCAUUCCCCCAACGAGUGACUGAGCUCGGCCCCAUUUCCCACCGCCGCCCGAAGCAGAACCUCAGUAACCAGGCUGCCGGCCUUCACGGGCGGCCCAUGUACCGACAGGAACUGAACCGCGCCUCCUCUUGGGGAAACCGCCGUCUGAACGCGGCCUUUAUGCGCUUGGCUUGCGGUCACUCUUCUGUUCACUAUGACCCUUAUAAACUCAGCUCAGUGUGGUUUACGGUCAGACAUUGGUUUAAUGUUACCCUUAUACACCCAGUGCACUGUGAUUUCCGAUCAGACAUGUUCAAUGCUAUCCUCGUACGCUCAGAUCAUUGUGGUUUAUGGUUUGACAUUGGUUUAGUAUUAACCUUAUACACUACAGUCACAACGGUUUGCUGCUCAUUUUGUCACAGGUUUUACAGUCUUAUAAUUUGUGGUAUGUCCUCUCAAAUGAACAUUACCAGCGUUUCUACGCACUCGCUCUGAGAAAAAACAGAACAGGUUCUGCGAUUUACACCCAGUUCUCUUUAUCUAAACUAAUUUAACAAGUGUACAAGAAAUCUACCUGCUGUAGGCAUCAUGUGGUAUUUAAGAUCUCAGUGGAAUGCUUAAUGUUUAAAGAAACGGAGGUGAAUGCUCUGAGACGGUUUCAUUUAGAAUCCUGCAUAUCAUAUCAUUUUAAAUUAUUUUUGUUUACUUGUGAAACAGCUGUCGGUUUUAUAACCUAAACUGAAAUGUACUGAAUGGGUUGCAAGUGUAUUCAGAAAGACACUAUCAGCCAUAGUGAAUUAAACAUACAGUAAAACUCAAAUACAAGCUUUGAAGCUCA
Molecule: messenger RNA, 1883 nt
Organism: Anguilla anguilla (European eel)
Lineage: Eukaryota; Metazoa; Chordata; Actinopteri; Anguilliformes; Anguillidae
Product: ras-related protein Rab-24-like
Exons: 10
Coding region: 385-1002 (205 amino acids)
Molecular function (GO): GTPase activity; GTP binding
Source: RefSeq, a predicted model, not a curated record